AUGCCCCCUCGUUCUACUGCUCAGCGUCGUUUGUUGAAGGAAUAUCAGCAGCUCUCAAGAGACCCUCCAGAGGGCAUUAUUGCUGGUCCUGCCAACGAAGACAACUUGUUUCUUUGGGAUUGUUUGCUUGAAGGUCCUCCUGAUACUCCCUACCAAGAUGGUGUAUUUUCUGCUACUCUACUGUUUCCCAAGGACUAUCCUCUAGCUCCUCCUACUCUUAAGUUUUUUCCUCCAAUUUUGCAUCCCAAUAUCUACAAAGAUGGCACUGUAUGCAUCUCCAUUUUGCAUCCUCCUGGCGAUGAUCCUCAUCAAUACGAAAGAGCAGAAGAAAGAUGGUCCCCUGUUCAAAGUGUCGAGAAAAUCUUGUUGUCUGUCAUUAGCAUGUUAGCUGAACCAAAUCCUGAAUCUGGUGCUAAUAUUGAUGCAUGCAAAUUAUGGAGAGACAAUAGAGUUGAAUUUGAAAGAAUUGUCAAAGAAGAUGUGAAAAAAUCUCUAAGUCUCUAA
Molecule: messenger RNA, 504 nt
Organism: Ascoidea rubescens DSM 1968
Lineage: Eukaryota; Fungi; Ascomycota; Saccharomycetes; Ascoideales; Ascoideaceae
Gene: UBC7
Product: E2 ubiquitin-conjugating protein UBC7
Exons: 1
Coding region: 1-504 (167 amino acids)
Cellular component (GO): endoplasmic reticulum; cytosol
Source: RefSeq, a predicted model, not a curated record